Molecule: messenger RNA, 675 nt
Organism: Electrophorus electricus (electric eel)
Lineage: Eukaryota; Metazoa; Chordata; Actinopteri; Gymnotiformes; Gymnotidae
Gene: lyrm4b
Product: LYR motif containing 4
Biological process (GO): iron-sulfur cluster assembly
Cellular component (GO): mitochondrion; L-cysteine desulfurase complex
Source: RefSeq, a predicted model, not a curated record
GGGUCCUGGAUUGGGCGUUUGUGAGAAGAUGGCAGCGACCAGCAAAGCGCAGGUGUUAUCGCUGUAUCGACUGCUGUUAAAGGAGAGCAAGGCUUUCCCCUCCUAUAAUUACAGGACGUAUGCCCUGCGCAGAGUGCGAGACGCGUUCAGGGAGAACCAGGGUGUGGAGGACCCAAAAGCCGUGGAGCAGCUGCUGCAGAAAGCGCGUGAAAACCUGGACAUCAUCCGGAGACAGGUGUCCAUAGGAAAAAUGUAUGCGGCUCAGCGGACGGUCGUGGAGUCCACGCAGAAGAAGUUCGUCUGACAGGGUGUGGGGGACGCUCACAGAGCGACGUGUGGCGAUGGUUCCACAGCUCGGGGGAGCCAGGGAGGAACCAGCUUGUCUGCAUUUCCCCUGAUUUUCACACUGCCUACACCAGGAUGUAGGCUGGGUGACUGCGAUGGGGUGUAGGUUUGGUGUCCUUGAUGACUCAUUGUCAUGAUUUGUAGACUUCCUGUCCCCAGAUUACCCCUCACCUCUACAGCCUCCUAACGUUCACAUUGUAAUGUGCGGACAUGCAUCCCUUCACUGAACCGAUUUAUCCCACAGCCUACUUUUGUAACCCACUCUUACAAACCCGUUUAAAAUUAUUUUUGUGUGUGCUUGUGUGUUUCAAUAAAGGUAUGUGCACUUCA